Molecule: messenger RNA, 9919 nt
Organism: Rattus norvegicus (Norway rat)
Lineage: Eukaryota; Metazoa; Chordata; Mammalia; Rodentia; Muridae
Source: RefSeq, a predicted model, not a curated record
AGACCAUUCCGGAAGGAAGUGGUUCCUGGUCUUCGGCCCGCGGGGGUAGCUGGGUGCUUGUUGGAGCAGGAGGCGGGAGCUGAGCGAGGGGCUAGGCCUUGAGGGAGCGGCGGCGGCUGUGGUGUCGGAGCCUUGGGCGACAGCGACGGCUAUGGUGACAACUUCCCUGAGGGCUUUUGGCUAUUAUAAAUGCUCCUGUGAACAUUGUUGUGGUUGGAUAUACCUGAAAUGCAAUAAUAGUUGGGCCACAUGGUAACAACAUGUUUGACUUUAUUGAGGAACUGCUAGACUUUUCUAAGAUGGCUAACUGUACCAUCUACCUUUCCACCAGCAGCAUUGUAAAAAGUGGAUCAGGUGGCUAAAGGAUGGCACGGUCACGGUCCAGAUCCCCCAGGUGGAAACAGAGGUCAUUAUCACCACAAUCUAGAAAUUUUGAAUACCACGAGGAAAGACAUUUCCAUGGGCACUAUGACCCUGAAUAUAGAAAUGAUCCACAAAGACCCUUUACUUGGAGAAUGGAUGAUGAGAAACAUGGACAAAAUAAACCAAGGAUUCCCCCUCGUGUGAAUUCCUAUUAUCGGUCUUAUGAAAAUAGAUCACCUUCCCCAAAUGUAAAACCUGUUGAAAAAUUUGAUACAUAUAAGCCUCACCAAGAAUAUUUUCCUGGAAGAGGAGAUGAUGACAGAAGAUCUCAGUAUAUGCCCACAUACACAGAAAAUGCAGCAGCGUACAUGGAGCAUGAAAGGGAUUGUUAUAUUCCUACAGUGCAAGGAAGAUAUACUGAUGAGCACAGAGGUAGAGGAAAUGGGAGAGGAGGGAAGCCACCUCAGAUGUUACUGGGGAUGCCACCUCAGAUGUCACUGGCAGAUUCCUUUAGAUUUAAAGAGACAUGGCAUGAAGAUGAAUUGAGACACCAAAGGGUACCAGAAGAAAGCUUCCCUCAGUCACCCAGAAGAGGCUCAGAAGACUUUGACACAAGGAACCCUUUUCAGAAGAGGUAUCCAGAGGAUCAUGAUUUCAGAAAGUAUGGCUACAUAUCAAAAAGACCUACAGAUGCAGCAAGGUAUGAAAAUAGAGAGCCAGCCAGAAACCCAAAGUGGAAGCCUGAGCAUUCUUUUCUACCUUUCCAAGAAAAGGCAGAAGACUGGAGCUUUGGAACCCAAAGUUACAGAUAUACUGAGAGAGAAUACCCAGAGAGAAGUGCAGCAACGAGAGUAUCCUAUGACUACCGUCACAAACAUCAUAAGCUCUCAGAUGGUGAGCAGGACUUUGCUGAUGGGAGAUUUCAGAAGUACUUGAAGGAAGAAGACAGAAAAUACAGUUCUCUAAAAAUUCCUGGAAAUAGAGAGUCAGAUUGUUUCAGUACUAUAAGAGGAAGAGAAACUGAGAAUGAGCAAAUCAAUGGACCUUUUUAUCUCUACCAGAAAGACUGUGUUUCCUAUACUCAUACAAAUAUAAAGGAGACUGAUUUGGCGUCUUGCAAUGACAAAUGGAAGAAAAAAACAAAUAAAGAAGAUUGCAGAAAAGAGAAUGCAUCUUCUAGUAAACAACUUGAUACAGGCCCAAAACCUGAAGACAAAUGCUAUUCGCUUACCAAGAAGAAAUCACUUACCAUCAAAGUAGACAGGAACAAGAUGGACACAUUUAGGUCUACUAGAUAUUCUGCAGAGAGACAGACAUCACACGACUUGGUUGCCAUUGGCAGCAGAAAUGAUAAUUUUCAUCCAGUAUUUCAACAUCUUGACUCAACUCAGAAUCCUGAAGACAAACCUACAGAAGAAUUUGCUCAGGAAAUCAUAACAAUAAUUCACAAAGUUAAAGCAGAUAGUUUUGUAACACCUGAGAUUACUCUACACGAGCGUUUCUCAAGAAUAAAAAACAAAAUGUAUGCAGAUUUCAAUCAAAUGCAAUCAAAUUCAGAUCCAGAAUUUCACAGGCGAAUAGAUAUGUCUUUGGCUGAUCUUCAAAAUAAAUAUACUAUGGUGUAUGAACCAGAUAAGACUGUGGUCAAAGUAAUAGAACCAAAUGAUCUACGACAUGACAUUGAGAGGAGGAGAAAAGAGCGAUUACAGAAUGAAGAUGAGAAUAUUUUUCACAUGGCUAGUUCUACAGAGAGGAUUCAUCAGUCUUCCAGUUUUCCAAAGGUGAAGACUAUUCGUGCUGAUGGAUUUCAAAAGCCUCCACAUUUUAUAAAAUCAAAUUUUAGAAAAUUUAUUCAGAAACCUUACAUAAACUAUACUAUGCAGAGAAAAGAUGCCAUUACUCAGAAGAUAUUUAGAAUUGAGGAAAAUCAUCAAAACAGAAGAGGCUCUAAAGGACCUUUUAAGAACUUUUUAGGUGGCAGAUUCCAGCCCAAUUAUAAAUCACACCUGGUACAGAAGAGCUUGUAUAUUCAGGCCAAAUACCAGCGUUUACGAUUUGCUGGACCAAGGGGAUUUAUUACCAAUAAAUUCAGGAACAGAUUUCUGAGGAAAAAAAAGGAAUACCCGAUAUUGCCAAGGACAAACCACCUCGAAUUGUUGCAGAUGGAGUCAACACUAUAUGAGGACUUAACUGAGCAUCUCAUUUUGUCAGGAAUUGGAUUGACACUAAGACACUAAUACUGUAACUUUCUUGAUAAAAUAUCUUUAUUUUUCAGUAGUAGAAUGCUGCAACUUUUUUACACUCAACAAUCACUGUUAAUCACAGUAUUCAAUUUCAAAAGUUGUAUUUAACUACAAGCUCUUUUGCAAAAAUUCUCAGCAGAUGCAUUCGACGGGCAUUAUUUGUUGAUGCAUCUUUCUCUCAGCAUGGUUUCACUGAGAGAGUUUAAUUGAGUUACAUGUGAAGGUUUAUAUGUUGAAAGCUUUGUGUUAUAAGAACAGGUAUCAGAAUUAUUUAGUGUCUGUAUAUUAGAGAACUUUAAACAGUGGCCUUACAGUAGCAAAUUUUAUACUGGCUUUUCUUUUUCUGAUGACAUUUUGGCUUCUAACUUGAAGUUUUCUGAAGUUUCUGAAGAUCAAGGCCUGUGUGUGUCAUCCAUUUCAUAAUACAAUAUAAGAAGCCUAGAGAAGAAGUGCAUCCUCUCCAUCAGGUCAUGGCGAGUGCACUGAAUUAUUAGUAAUGCGUAUCUUGGGUUUUCCCUUGACUAUUUGCUCUUUUCUAGUUUCAAGUGCUAUUGUGGAAAAUAUGUAAGGAUUUUAUAGUCUCUAUUCCAUCUUCUUUUCCCUCAGGGCAAGCUUGUGCAUAUUAUAUUUUUAAAGGCUUUUAAAAUCUGACAGACAAAAUUGCAUAUUUGAACAUUGUACUUUACUACUACUGUAUUACACCUUUUGCAGACACAUCUUACAGACAUAUCUUUGGUUCAAUUGAUAGGUGUUGCAUACCUACUAUGUGUAAGAUAGGAUCCAUGGGAUAGUAAAUACAGACUGUAGGUCCAGAAACUUAAUUCUUUGUUUUCUUUCUUCUGCUUAAAAGUACAUAUACAUUCCCAGUCAAAAUUUUGUGACAUGUUUAUUUGUAAGAAAAUAAAAUAUUGUUCUUUCUGCUUGAAGCUGCUACCUGGCAAUGGUGAGAACAUUCUUUUUUCAUGAGACUGCCAACCCUGGGUAACACCUGUUGAUAUUGAAUAAUGGGGAGCACAUAGGGAUCUAUAUUAAUUUUUUUCACACAAGAGCCACUCUUCCUUAAACGAGUCAGUGAUGAGGGAAGUCAGAGCCUUGAUUCAGUGCUAAUUGCGUGAUAUGUAGAUGAUGCACACAAAUGACUUUGUAUUGUGUGCUACCUCUAUAAAUCGGAUUUUCCAACCCUUCUAAAUGUGAGGCUUAGGGCAAGGGAGAAUUUUAUGUGUGCAACAGUAGAGUAGGUUUGUGUUUUUUGGAUAUUUUUUAAAAAAUCUACUUUUAAUGUUUUUGAGUCAGGGUCUCAUGUAGCCCAGGCUAACAUGGAACUCAGUAUAUAGCUGAGGAUGACCACGAUGACCUCUGGAGUGUUGGGAUUACAGGCAUGUUUCCACUAUACAUGGUAGGCAAGAAUUCUGCCAGCUGAACCACAUCUUCAGUCCAUGAAGCUUAAUUUUAUUUGUAUAGGUGUUUUUGCCUGCAUGUAUAUCAUACAUGGCCCACAAAGGCCAGAAGAAGAUGUAGGCACUGGAACUGGAGUUAAAAAAUAGUUGGGAAAUGGAUCAAGAUCCUUGGAUAGAGCAGCUUGUGGUCCUAACUAAUGAGCCAUCUGUCCAGCUUCUAGUUUUAAAAUAACUGAUUUCAUUUGUUCCCAUGUUCUCGUAAAUAGUCAUAAAACAGUAGUAGUUAGUCAUUUGACUGGCAGCUCCCCACCUGGGUGGGUGAGUGUGUGUGUAUGUUUCAUGUAUUGGUGAACAAGAAAAAGGAUGAGACACAUGGGCCCUGUUUGCCUGUGUAGUUUCUGCAGUCUCAUAAGGAAAAUGGCCAUUGAACAUAGAAAUGAAGCUUGGUAAACAGCUUGAUUAUAGAUGGUUUUAAUCACUGUAGCACCUAAGGGUAAGAUUGUUAAUUUAGCAUUUCAUUUCACAACUGAUUCCCCCAUUUAGGCGUAUUUGUAUAAAUUUUUGACAGUGUCUCAAAAAUCAAAGCUUUUUAAUCUGGCAGAAUAUAUACUCAGAUAAUAAUUGCUAUAAGAUUGAUAGCCUAAAAAGAUACACUUGUUUUAUAAUUUAAAGUACACACACACAUCAAGUAUGUAAUACCAACACUUGGAGUCUGAGGCAGAAGGAUUACCCCAAGUUUGAAGUCUGCCUGACUUACAUAGAGAGUUCAGGCCAGCCUGAGUUACUGUAUGAGAUACUGUCUCAGAAAUUCAUGAGAUAAGAAUAAACCCAGACAAAUUAAAAUUAUGAUAAUUUAUAGCAUUCAGUCAAACAGACCAUGUCUAUUUUUUCACCAUAAUCCCCAGCAUAUAACAUUCUAAUUAAGUCAUUAAAUAUUAAUUGAGGCAUCUGUAAAUAGUAGAAUUUAUGUAUGCAAUUUUCAUAUGGGAAUUGAACAAGACCACUUUCAAUAGCCUCAAAAAAAAUCUGAAUUCUUAAAUGCUUAAGACGAGAACUUUACUUUUAUUUUAGCAUAUGUGAGUACAAUGUUCUUAUUUCAUUAUACAUGAAGGAAAAGAGGGUAGAUGAUCUCAGGUAUUAGGCCUUGCCUUCUACCUUGUUUGAACAAUGUUUCUUGUUCACUGCUGCAUAUGCCAGGCUUACUGUCCUGCAAGGUUCCAGGGGAUCUUCCUGUCUCCAUCUCCUGUCUUGCUGUAAGAGUGUUGGGAUUACAGACAUGUGCUACUUUGUAUGGCUCUAUUUGGGUUCUGGGCAUCUGAACCCAGAUCCUCAUGGUUAUGUUUCAAGUGCUUUUACCUUCUGAACCCUUACUCCACCCCAGAAACGUUUUGACUGAGUCCCAUACCAUUGCCUCCUUUCAGUUCCUCAUGUGCUAGCCUUGUCACUGGUAAUAGGGUGGCAAUAGUAAGAUCAUCCCUGCUCUAAAGAAUCUCAAACCAGAGCAAAAGAUCUACAAAGAUAAAGAACAACAUUAAGUACUGUAACAGAGACAUGAAAGAUUGAACAGUUCCUUUAGAGUUCUUGACUAGUGACAAGACAAAUUUGUUCUCUAGGUGGGUUUUCUGGUUUUAAAGAUUGAUGUUAGUUAAUAAGUAAAAAGUAUCCAGGUUCCAUCUGUAUUACUUUCCUUUGUGUUGUUUUUGUUUUUGAGGGAGAAUUUCAUUCUGUGAUCCAAGGGCUAAACUCAAAGUUGUGUGCCUGCCCUUUUCUGGGGUGUGUGUGUGUGUGUGUGUGUGUGUGUGUGUGUGUGUCUGUCUGUCUGUCUGUCUGUCUGUCUGUCUGUCUGUCUGUUUUAUACCUGUUAACCUAUAAUUAUCUCAGCACAAAUUUUAAAAGUACCCAUCACCAUAUCACAGAGAAAACUCAUAUUUUAGAGUACAUAUUUUUCUGUUGAAAAUAUCAUUUACGUUAAAACAUUUAAAUAGAUGCAUAUGAACUUAAUCAUAUUUUAGUUCAUGUCGUAGUCACAAUUGUGAUAAAAUGCCAUGACCAAAAGCAACUUAGAGAGGAAAGAGUUUAUUUCGCUUACAGUUCCAUCAUCAAAAGCGGUGAGAGCAGAAACUCAAACUGGAGGCAAGAACCUGCAGAUAGGAGCUGAUGCAGAGGCCAUGGAGGGGUGCUGCUUACUGGAUUGCUCCCCAUGGUUUGUUCAGCCUACUUUCAUAUAGAACCCAGGAUCACCAGCCCAGGGACUGUUCCACCCACAAUGGACUUGGUCCUUCCCCCAUCAAUCAUUAGUUAAGAAAAUGCCCUAUAGCCUUGCCUUCAGCUGGUUUUUAUGGAGGCAUUUUCUAAUUGAGGAACCCUCUCUAGCUUGUGUCAAAUUGGCAUAAAACUGGCCAGGACAGUUUUGUUGUUAUUGUUUGCUUGAUGAUGCUUGGGCUCUAAUCCUCGGACUCACUGCUUUGGUGUUGAAAACCUGGAGCUAAAAACUGAGAGGUUAUAAGAUAAAAAAAAAAUCUUUUAUGGCUGGGCCAAACUUGCAGUCUCCUACAAAUAGGAGAGAAGCAGCUAAGACUAAAAGUCUUUUUUUUUUAUAGCAUUCGAGCAGGUGAUUAUAAAAAUCAGAUAUUUGCAGUUAUUUUUAUGAUAAUGGAGAAAGUACAUGUUGUGGGUUUAUAGUCAGACAGUUCCUGGAACAUACCAUGAGACAUUUUAUGGUCAGCCAAUUCUCGGAACAUACUAUGAAAUAAUUUAUAACAUGUAAAUCACAAAGUUAUAGAGGAAGAACAAGUCAAAAAACACAUUAUUAUAGAAAAGCACCAUAGAGAACAAUAUAGAAAGCAAAUUCUAACAUGUUAAACUAGGAAAAGGGAAAAUGGAGUCAGCUGGCACUUGCAGGGCAGAUAUUUUAUCAUUGAGCUAUAUCUGCAGCAUUUGGAGGUCUUUUUAGGGAAAGGUGGGGAUGCGUUGAGGCACAAACAAAAGUAAAGCUAAGUCAGAAAGUUUGUACCAGCUAGCAACAACUAAGCACAUAAUGUCUAGCAGCCACCAGCCAAGGAAGGAAAAUGGAUAGAAUACUAAAACUGUCUUUCCAUGGUAAGUUGUGCUGUCAAGUCAUAAUAUCCUAAGGUUGGAAUCCAGAAGGCAUGAAUCUUCAGCCACGUGGUGGAACACUUGGGUAGCAUCAGUGAAACCCUGUGGUAGUUUGAAUAAGAACAGCUCCCAUAGGCUCACAUAUUUGAAUGGUUAGAUACCAGGGAUUGGCACUGUUUGAGAAGUAUUGGGAGGUGUGGUUUUGAUGGAGUCAGUGUGCACUUGUUAGAGGACGCAUGUAACUGGAAUAGGACUUUGAGGUUUCAAAAGCCCAUGCCAGGCUGAGUCCCGUGUCCCCCAUGCAAUCCCCCCUCCCUCCUGUGUUUCAGGAUGUAGCUCUUAGCUGCUACUACAGCUCCAUGACUGCUGCAGUGCCCCCUGCUAUAAAAACUGUGGACUAAAUCUCUGAAACUGUAAGCAAGCCCCCAAUUAAAUGCUUUCUUUUCUAAGGGUUGUUUUGGUCAUGGUGUCUUCACAGUAAUAGAACAGUGACUAAGACAGGGCUAAAAGUUACAUUUUUCACAGCUUCUUGAUGUUAGCACAGUGCUUCUCAAUGUGAUCCCAAUGCUUGACAGCAUUCAGCAGCUCCUAUUUCACUUCUGAUUCCUUUUCUACUGCAUUUAAUUAAAAUAAGAAAUAUAGUGAGUUAUUGCCAUCAUUCCUGGGUUUACAUGCGAAUGCAUAGAAGUCUGAAAACAUACUCAUUGUUAACACCUGGUUACUUAACUGGUGGGAUUUGAAGAGACUAUUUCUAUUAUCUGUCACAUAACAAAAACCCUAGUAUUAAAGUUAUUCUUUUAAAGUGGUAUGGACAUUCCAUCCUUCCCAUCACUGAAUGUCAGUCACUACAAACAUGUCAACAAGCAUUACCUUCAUUUGCAUUCCGUUUUACAUUAGCCCAGUGGGGUUUCAUUUCCUGCUGUUUCUCCUCCUACAUUAUAAGUAGUGAACUUAAUUAUGUGUGAUAUGACAUUUUAGUAUAAAUUAUUAAUGCAAAGUGUGAUAUAUAAAAGUUUUCAUCUCAACUGUUUCUUUUGUUUGUUGUUUUGGUAUUUCGAGGCAAGGUUUCGCUGUGGCUAAACAGUACCCCACUUAUGUGUGCACAUAUGUGAAAAUUGUAGACCUUCCAAAGUCCAUUCUUUCCAUAGGACCCAGUGAAAGAAUUAAAGUCUUCAGGCUUGGAUGGUAUAAGACACCUCUAUCCGCUUAGGACCUCCAAGAGCAAGUUCUUGGCACAAAGAAGAUUUAUUUGCUCCAGAGAGACAGAGGGCAGGGAAUAAGGGACAAAGACAGGAGAUAAAGGAAGAGGGAGAAGGGGAAGGGGUAUUUGUUCCACAGGACAAAGGACUACCUCUGGAUAGAAGAGACAGACCUGGCCCAUAGGCAAAUAGCGGUUUAUAAAAGUAAAAAGGGGAAACCCCAUGUUAGAAUGAAUGUUUCAUUUUAAUUGGGCAUGCUAAUUAGGUGAGCCAAAGGGGGCUUUUGAUUGCUGGACUUCAAUACUUUGAUAGCUGGACUUCGAUAGCCUCCGUGGGAGGAAGUGACCAAAUAAGGGAAUAGACCAUGGAGGUUACCUUUAGGAAUGUAAUCGAACAGUUUUUAGUGAGGCAGAGGGAAUAAGGGCGAAAGGCAAAGCCUGCCAGAGCAGUGUUUGCCAGGCUGGGCUGACCAGAUUUCCAUCAGAAGGCAAGCACUCUAUAUCUGCUGAGCCAUUUCACUAGCCCUUGAAGAGCAUUUAGACAGAUUCCAUAGCAUAACCGCCAGCAGUGCAGCAAUGCAGGUGUGCAGGUUUUUCUGGCUUGCUGACUUCAUUUCCUUUGAAUCUAUACCUGGAAACAGUAGUCUUGGUUUUCUGAAGAUACUACAUACUGGCUGGAUUCAUUUCCAUUCCCAGCAACAAAGUCACCAAGUUUCCUGUUGCCACACCCUCACCAGCAUUACUUUUGUAAUAGUCACUGUGGCUGGGAUUACAUGCUACACUACUUGUUAUAGCUUAAUUUCCUAUAGUUCCCUGAAAACUAACGGUACUGAGAGCACUUUGCAUAUUUUUUUGUUUGAAAUGUGUCUUUCCAGAUGGGUUGUCCAGUUUGGGGGUGACUACUGUGACACAAACUCAUGCUAAGCAAGUGCACUAUCACUGAGCUACAUCUCCAGCUUAGGCUCAUUUGCUGUCUUAUACUUUGAUUACUUAACCUACCCUCACCUUUUCUGUUUUUGUGUAUUGUGACAGUGUCUCACACUGUACUCCAGACUGUUCUAGAACUCACUCUGUAUACCAGGAUGGCCUUGAACUCAUAGAGAUCCCUCUGCUUCUGCCUUCUGAGUGCUGGGAUGAAAGUUGUGUACACACCUGGAUAACUGUUGUUUAUAUCCAUAGUUGUGCCUUUUCUAGAAUGUUGUAUAAAUAGGCUUACACAACAUUUGGCUGGUGUUCCUGACAUUUUUUGGUUUUGUUAUUGUUUGUUUGUUUGUUUUCUCUGUAUAGCCCUGGUUGUCCUGGAACUUCCUCUGUAGACUGAGCUCAGAUCCACCAGUCUCUGCCUCUGGAGUGCUGAGAUUAAAGGAGUGUGCCACCACGUUCCAGUUAUAUCUGACAUCUUAAGAUCAUCUUUUUCUUGGCCUGGAGAUAGGGCUCAGCGGUUAAAAGCACUGACCGCUCUUCCAGAGGUCCUCAGUUCAAUUCCCAGCAACCACAUGGUGGCUCACAACCAUCUGUAAUGAGAUCCGAUGUCCUCUUCUGGUGUGUCUAAAGACAGCUACAGUGUACUUAAUAUAAUAAAUAAAUCUUUAAAAAAUAAAGAUCACUUUUCUCAAGUUCCA